AUGUCUCCCCAGGUCGACGAGGAAACGCCUUUGCUGCAGGUGCAGCAAGACAAGCCACAGCGCACGCCUCUUCCCUGGUUUCAGUUCACGAUUGUAUUGUUUCUACAGUUGGCUGAACCGCUUACCUCGCAAGUCAUUUAUCCGUUCUUGCCCCAGCUCAUUCGUGAUAUUGGGAUUACGCGGGGGGACGAAACAAAAGUAGGACACUAUGUCGGUCUUUUGCAAUCGUUGUUCUUCUUGACCCAAGCUAUGACCGUGCUGCACGUAUAUUUGACCUCCGUUUCAUUGAUCUGCAUAACUAAACACUGGAGUCGUAUCUCAGAUCGCAUUGGUCGAAAGCCCGUAAUAUUAAUAGGCCUAUUCGGUUUGUCUAUGUCGAUGUAUUGCUUCGGUCUGGCGACGACGUUCUGGGGAUUGGUCUUAAGCCGAAGUUUGAAUGGUGCGCUGAAUGGAAAUAUUGGGGUGAUCAAGAGCAUCAUGGCCGAGAUGACUGACGCCACCAACAUUGCUCAAGCCUACGCCUACAUGCCGAUUGCCUGGUCAACUGGAGGUGUACUGGGACCCAUGAUUGGUGGUGCAUUAGCAAGACCGGCCGAGCAAUUCCCACAGCUGUUCGGUCACAACGAGUUCCUCAAAAAGUAUCCUUAUUUCUUGCCGUGUGCCGUCCCCGCUACUUUCUCUGCAAUCGCUUGGCUAGUGACUUUUUUGUUUCUCGAAGAGACUGUCCAAGCCCCCGCGUUUGCGCUUCCGAAAAUUUUCCGAUUCAAGAAAAACAAUACGGGUAAACUGAUGAUGUCUGCACCCGAAAUUAACGAUCUUACGACUGAAAUUCCUGAUAACGAAAAACCUGUUCCGUUCCGAAAACUUCUUAAUCGUCGUGUCCUAAUCGCGGCUGGAAAUUACGCAACACUCUCGCUAGUGGACAUUACCUUUCGCGCCAUCCAGCCUCUUUUUUUCUCCACUCCUGUCGAGCUUGGCGGUUUAGGACUCCCGCCGUCUUCCAUUGGGAAUCUGCUGUCAAUUUUUGGCUUACUCAAUGGUGUCAUGCAAGUUUUUUUCUUUGCCAAGUUGCACGACUAUUUUGGCUCGAAAAAAACAUUUAUCAUGGGAAUCGCAUCCACCUUCCCAAUCUUCGCUUGUUUUCCGAUAUUGACUUAUCUAGUAAAAAGCAAUGGCGGUGUUACACCGCUUGCAUGGGUGUUCGUUCUUUUGCAGAUCAUCUUCUCGCUCUCAAUUAGCUUUUCCUACGGUGCUAUUUUCAUUUACAUAUCCGCUGCUUCACCGAACAGGGCUUCUCUUGGAGCCACUAAUGGUUUAAGCCAAAUGACUGUGAGCAUCUGCAGAGCCAUCGGUCCUGCGGCGAGUAAUUCGCUGUUCUCGUUGUCGAUGAAGCAUCACUACUUGGGGGGAUUCCUAGUUUAUUACGUCUUGUUCACCAUUGCGGCCUUGGCCCUGGUUGCAGCUACACUGCUUCCUAGGAAGGUGUAA
This is a messenger RNA of Lentinula edodes (shiitake mushroom), 1488 nucleotides long. RefSeq names its product MFS general substrate transporter. Lineage: Eukaryota; Fungi; Basidiomycota; Agaricomycetes; Agaricales; Omphalotaceae. Gene Ontology annotation, molecular function: transmembrane transporter activity. Gene Ontology annotation, biological process: transmembrane transport. Bases 1 to 1488 code for a protein of 495 amino acids. The record is from RefSeq and is a predicted model, not a curated record. The transcript is spliced from 9 exons.